AUGGCGCGACGGAACAGCAAAGCCGUGAAAGGAGCAAAGGUGGCCGCAGCUGUGGAUGGCGAAACCCUUCCAUCUUUCGACGAGAACGCACUGUCGGCGCUGACCUCCAAGAUUGAGCAAGGCUUUGGAAAGGGAAAAGCCCCUCCAAAAGCAGCAGAUGCGCCCAAUCCGAAGCAGAAGAAAAAGGAAAUGCACAAUGCCUCCACCGCUACGGAAUCGAAGCCUACCUCGAAGCCAGAGACUACGAGAGGGACAAAGCGAGAUGCGAACGGAAACACAAAAGUAAACAGCGAAUCGAAAGCCCAGAAAAUACAAAAGAAUCGAAAGGGUGUGCAAGUCAACGACGAUAAAGCUGCUUUGCUACAGGAGAUUCUAGCCUUGGGGGGCAAUGAGGAAGACUUGGACCUUGUGGCGGAUGUAGCGUCGGAAGAUGAAGAUCACGAUACAGGUGCCAGCGCAGCACCCGACAAGUCUUUGCAGAAAGAGCUGGCGAAAUUCGUCGCCGGAUUGGGUAUCGAAGGCCAACUAGGCGCGGAUACAGUUGACUCUGAAGAAGAGAACGAGCAAGGCGAUGAAGAAGGAGGGGAUGACUGGGAGGAGGCAUCUGAUUCCGAUCAUGAUCCGUCUGAUUCCACUCUAGAGGCUAUUUCUGAACAAAAGAAAGGAGCCACUGUUCCUGUGGAUGUCCCCUCAUCGAAUGACCCAAACCGACUUAUCUUUGAAGCACGACCCGAUUGGCAUGCUGCCUCUCUCCCUAACCUCCCGGCGGCCAGUACCAGCGGCUCGGCGAAGUAUGAUGGGGCCAUUGAAAGCUUGAAGCAAUAUGCUGUCUCCCUCCUUGAAAAAGACAGCAAUCUUUAUGCUUCAAAGCACCUUUCUUCUUCAUCUUCACACCGAUUCCUCUCAACAAUCAUGUCUUCCGGAACACUAUCCGACAAGGUUUCGGCGUUAACUCUGGUUAUCCAAGAGUCCCCCGUUCAUACUACGCAGUCGUUUGAAAACCUGCUGGUGUUGGCUAAGAAACGCAGUCGCGCCCAGGCUGUUAACGCUUUAGGAGCUCUGAAGGAUUUACUGGGCAGCGGGGUUGUUUUACCCUCUGACAGGCGCCUUCGAUCAUUUGCGAGCCAACCUGGCCUUCUAGGUACAUUGCAAGAAAACUCAGUGGCUAGUUGGAAACUAGGGCAGCGACUUCCAGGAAACCUUACCAAGUCACUUCUGAUCUCAUGGGCCUUUGAGGAUUGGUUAAAGGAGGCGUACUUCGAUAUGCUGAAGGUUCUCGAGGGUUGGUGCAAUGAUGAGGUGUUAUAUGCUCGAUCAAGAGCUGUGACUUACGUUUACGAGCUUCUGAAAGACAAGCCGGAACAAGAGGCAAAUUUGCUUCGGCUGCUAGUCAACAAACUAGGAGAUCCGGACAAGAAGAUUGCAUCCCGUACAUCUUAUCUGCUUCUUCAAUUGCAGGUUUCCCACCCGUUAAUGAAACCAAUCAUCAUUGCAUCCAUCGAGACUGAACUUCUCCUACGACCAGGGCAAAGCUCACACGCGAAAUACUAUGCCAUCAACACCCUGAAUCAGACGAUACUACGUGCUACAGAGGAUGAGGUUGCGAAAAAGCUACUAGAUAUCUACUUUGAACUUUUCGUUUCGCUAUUAAAAAAGCCAGAUCCUAAAGCCCUACAGGCCGGUCCCGUGGUAAAUCGGAAGGGGCAGGUACAGGGUGGUGGUGCUCCCAUGGGCAAAAAAGCAAAAGACAAGGCUGCUAAAGAGGAAGAGGCAAAGUCGGCUAGCCAAGAGACGACGGAGAAGAUGAUUUCAGCAGUUUUGACCGGUGUCAAUCGAGCCUUUCCAUUUUCGAAAGCCGAUGAUGUCUCUCUUGAGAAGCAUAUGGGCACGCUUUUCCGGAUCACCCAUUCUUCGAACUUCAACACCAGUAUUCAGGCAUUGAUGCUGAUAGAGCAACUAGCCACCUCCAAGCAACUCUCGGUGGACAGAUUUUAUAGAACUCUAUACGAAUCGCUCCUCGACCCGCGACUGGUAACCUCGUCAAAGCAUGCCUUGUAUCUGAAUCUCUUGUUUAGGGCCCUGAGGGCAGAUCUGAGUAUAAAGCGCGUCAAGGCAUUUGCCAAGAGGUUACUACAAAUCGUAACCUUACAUCAGCCACCAUUUAUUUGUGGUAUCAUUUACCUCUUGAGAGAGCUCGAAACCACUUUCCCAGGUCUCAAGACCCUACUCACCGAUCCGGAAGCGGACGAUGAAGACGAUGAAGAAGUUUUCCGUGAUGUUCCCGAAGAUGAAGAUCUUAAUGUUCCCGAACAGGAACAAAAUAUAGAAUCGAAGCCAGUUGAGGCUUAUGAUGGCCGAAAGCGAGAUCCUGAACAUAGCAAUGCUGAUAAGAGCUGUUUAUGGGAAUCUAUUCCGUUUUUGGUGCACUUUCAUCCGUCGGUCUCUUUAUUUGCAUCCCGCCUCGUGAACAACGAGACAAUGCCACCCAAGCCAGAUUUAACCUCUCAUACCCUCUCAGCCUUCCUUGACCGUUUUGUCUACCGAAAUGCGAAAUCAGUCGCGGAAAAGCCUCGGGGAAGUUCUAUCAUGCAACCACUAUCUGGCAGCGACAACAAAGGCAUAUUACUAUCCAAUAAAUCUGCACAGGCUUCGCUUCAGCCAGUCAACACCGAGGCAUUCUGGCGCAAGAAAGCCGAGGAUGUUGCUGUGGAUGAGGUUUUCUUCCACAAAUACUUUAGCCAGAUUGGUAAAGGGAAACAGGCUGGAAAGCAGAAGGUUGCUAAAGAAAGGGACGAUGGGGAGGAAGGGUCUGAAGAUGAGGAUGAGAUUUGGAAAGCCUUGGUCGAGUCAAGACCAGAGGUGGAAGGCGAUAGUGACGAUUCUGAUAUGGAGAUGCUGGAUCUGGACGAUUCGGAUGCAGAAGAAGUUUCUGAUGUGGAUAUCGAGUCUGAUGAUGGCGGUGUGCAGCUUAUGGAUGUGGAUGAAGAUGAGGAUAUUUCUGAUAUGGCUGGUUCGGAUGCUAGCGAAGCAUUCGUCUCUGGCAGUGAAGCAGAUGCAGCGUCCGACGAUGAGGAUGAGGAUGCCUUGUUUUCGAAGGAGUUGCAGACUGCUCAGCCUGAGAAGGACGAAGAUACAAAGGAAAGCAGCAGGAAGAAGAGACGCAAACUUAAGAGCCUGCCUACGUUUGCGUCGAUGGAGGAUUAUGCUGAGAUGUUGGACAAUGACGACGAUGAGGAUGUGUAG
Venustampulla echinocandica is the source of this 3243-nucleotide messenger RNA. RefSeq names its product ARM repeat-containing protein. NCBI's taxonomy places the organism in Eukaryota, Fungi, Ascomycota, Leotiomycetes, Helotiales, Pleuroascaceae. Gene Ontology annotation, cellular component: nucleus. Bases 1 to 3243 code for a protein of 1080 amino acids. The record is from RefSeq and is a predicted model, not a curated record. The transcript has 4 exons.